Molecule: messenger RNA, 669 nt
Organism: Helobdella robusta
Lineage: Eukaryota; Metazoa; Annelida; Clitellata; Rhynchobdellida; Glossiphoniidae
Exons: 4
Coding region: 1-669 (222 amino acids)
Source: RefSeq, a predicted model, not a curated record
AUGUUCCAGCUUAAAGUUCUUAAAUAUUUAAUUGCAUUAAUUUCAGCAAUUGAAAUAGUGGAAUCAUCUCCUUGGAGUUCUAAAGAGUUAUUUUUGCCUUUUGAUUCAACGUCAUCAACUUUGCCAACGACUACAUCCUCAUUACCAUUCCCUUCAUCAUCAUCUUUUGAUCCUCAUUUACAUUCCUCAGUAGCUGAUGAUGUUACCGUGGAGCCAACAUCAUUCCAACUGCCAACCACCAACACCACACCCAGCAACCUCAGUAGAACCAGCUGUCCUAACGACGAGAUGUUCUGCUGGUUGGACUUGAAGUUCCACGAAUUGCACUCCAGCCACACCCAGCACAUAACAUCGUACAGUGAACAGUUUGAAGGAAUGCCUGAUGAAUGCAGAAAAGAUCGUUGUGCUGAAGAUCGGGCUUUAAACACGGAUGGAUAUUUUGAUUGGCUGAGAACACGAAUAGGCUUCAGCUGUUUCCUCAAAAAUCUUGAGAAAGAAGUUCACACGGGGCAAUACAAAAUCAUAAUGAACCUAAUUUUCGAUCCAGUGUUUAGCUCGUUUUGGGUUCGAAAUUUAUUACAGUUCACCGAAUUGCCAGUGCAAAUGAACAAGAUAUGGAGAUAUAUGGGAAAAAAGGGGCACGAGCAACUAGACGAGCAGCAUAGUUAA